Messenger RNA from Vespula vulgaris, 1053 nucleotides. Its product is annotated as odorant receptor 13a-like. Gene Ontology annotation, cellular component: plasma membrane. Gene Ontology annotation, biological process: detection of chemical stimulus involved in sensory perception of smell; sensory perception of smell. The coding region runs from base 1 to 1053 and encodes 350 amino acids. The record is from RefSeq and is a predicted model, not a curated record. NCBI's taxonomy places the organism in Eukaryota, Metazoa, Arthropoda, Insecta, Hymenoptera, Vespidae. Gene Ontology annotation, molecular function: olfactory receptor activity; odorant binding. The transcript has 6 exons.
AUGGGUUUCAUGUUUCUCUUUAUCACCUUACCACAAACAAUCAAUCUCUAUUUCAUUUCGGAUGACUUCGAAUUGAUCGUGGAGAAUCUAUCGGUAGCAAACAUCACUAUCACGAUAGCUCUAUUGAAGACAGCAACUUUCUGGUCCAACGGGAAAACUAUGAAAGAACUUAUAUUACGCAUGGAAAAUGAUCGAAGAGAAGCCAAAGUUCAGGAGAACGUUAGGAGGAUGAUGAGAAUCGCUGAUAUCAGCAGGAGGAUAACAGCUGGAAGUAUCAUAAUGUGUAACUUUCUUGUCUUUACUUAUGUGACAUUAAGAACUCUCUUGCUACCAUAUACCGGACGAGAUUUGUAUUAUCAUGCCUAUUUUCCAUACAACACCAGUAUUUUUCCGAAUUUCGAACUAACCCUGAUUGGCCAAAUUACAGCGGCACUUUACGCAGCCAACAGUUACACAGCAGUCGACACUUUCAUGACUAUGUUGGUGCUACACGUGUGCGAACAAUUUUCGUGUCUCAGAAAAAAAUUGAACAAGUUAUGCUGCGAAAGUAACAAUAAUUUUAGAAUCGAUCUAGCAAGGAUCGUGGAAAAGUACGAUAUGCUUAACAGAUAUGCUGAGACAAUCGAAGACAGAUUCAACGGCAUGCUGCUCAUCCAAAUGCUUGGAUGUACAAUACAACUCUGCGUUCAAUCGUAUCAAGCAAUUUCGGCUCUCGUAGAUGACGAUCAAGGUCUGUUGAUAGUCCGACUAUUUUUUUUUGCUAUAUACACGACAUACGUCAUGCUUCACAUCUAUCUAUAUUGCUACGUCGGUCAGAAACUUUUUUCCGAGGGGACGAAAAUAGCUUAUGCCGCGUACGAUUGCAAAUGGUACAAUCUGUCACCGAGCGAAGCUAGAUAUCUUACAAUAAUAAUGUGUCGAGCACAAAUAUCGUUGCACAUUACAGCAGGAAAAUUUUGUUCCUUCAAUCAUCAGCUUUUUGGCAACAUUUUAAAAACAUCCAUGGGUUACUUGUCGGUUCUAUAUGCGAUGAAGACCAAAGAUGAGGAUUAA